AUGCCGACGACAAUAGAGAAGUUACAAGGCCAGCGGCUAGGUUUGAAAAAUAUUAUUGACCGUUUCGUCAGUAAAAUAGAAGAAACGAGCGAUGAAGACGAUGACAUUCAGUUUCAAGCGCUUAUCGAGAAAUUAGAAGAAAAAGUGGCAUGUCUGCUAGUCCACAAUGAUAAAAUUCUCUCGCUCACCGACGCCGACGCUGCGCCAGACGAGAUGGUCGAGGCAGAAGAGUAUACCUUCGACGUAGAGGUCAAACUACGAAGAUACAAGCAGCGUCUACAGCGGCCUAACAUUGGCAUCACAGACGCCGCCGAUUUAUUAUCGCAUGCAUCCGGUUCCGGUAGUCAGCAGGCAUCCGCUCCACUACCACCCAACAACCAACGCAGGGUGAACACCAAUUCGUCAAACAACAGCGGCCAGUCAGAGCCCGAGAUAAAAUGCAAGUUAAACGGACGCUGUCAAAACUGCCACCGGAAGCAUCACACUUCUAUCUGUAAGGAGCUACAAAGAAAACCGGAAGUUGAAUUGCCGCAAUCGGAAGCCGCCGUAUUCUUCUCGUCUUCAAAGAGGUCGAACGCAGACGUUGUAUUAAAGACCGCAAUUGCCACUGUAUCGUCGUCUAACACUACAACGGAUGCCGCCAUAUUAUUCGACGAGGGCGCACAGCGAUCCUUUAUCACCAGAAAGCUUGCUGACGAUCUUCAACUAGAGAGUGAUGGAAUAGAGACACUGAGCCUGACGGGAUUCGGAGGAAGUAAUAACAGAAGAUUACAGCAACUAGAACGCACGACAGUGUACAUAGUAUCGAAGAAAAAGAAAAUACCUGUUAGUGUGCUCAUUGUCCCCACUAUUGCGGCUCCCAUCAACUGUGGGUAUCUUAGAUCGACUGCGGAACUUCGGGGAUUGAAGUUGGCUCAUCCCGUUACAGGUGACACGUUAUUUCACAUUUCAUUACUCGUUGGAGCUGACCACUAUUGGGAUAUGGUCGAAGAUCAUGUUGUUCGAGGGAACGGGCCGACCGCCGUUAAGUCUAAGAUUGGUUAUUUACUGUCCGGUCCGAUGCCCUCCACGUAUUAUGUGCCAGCUGAUAAGCACAUCUUGAAUGUACUUGCAUCGCGCGCCCCAGAAGACAGCAUAUUAGAACGUUUCUGGAGUCUUGAGAGCAUGGGUAUCUCACCUUGUGAACCUGACCGGAAGUCUGUCGAGUACCUAAAGCAAUACCAAGAGACAUCUAUUGAGUACGACAACGGAAGGUACCAUGCCAAACUACCAUGGAAGCAAGAUCACCCUGCUCUACCAACAAACCACAGUAUAACUUUGAAGAGAACUGUUGGGACUAUUCAGAGGUUGCGCAACGAACCGGAAGUGCUUCGGGCAUAUGGUGACAUCAUAGCAGAACAGGAAAGACGUGGCUUUAUCGAGCGGGUACCACUUGGUCAAGAGUCAGCUGAACAAGUGCACUACAUCCCUCAUCACCCAGUGGAAAAAGAAUCAUCAACGACACCCAUACGCAUCGUCUACGAUUGUAGCUGCCGUCAGUCACGUGAUUCACCAAGCUUGAACGACUGCCUGGAAUCAAUGCCACCGGAAUUGAACGAGCUUACGUCGAUUCUUGUUCGUUUUCGGUUGAAUCCGUACGCUGUCUCCACAGAUAUAGAAAAGGCUUUUCUACACGUCGGGCUACACGAAAAGGAUCGUGACAUGACGAGGUUUUUCUGGCUUGAAAAUCCGUUAGAUCCAGAUAGUCGACUAGUGACAUACAGAUUCAAAGUAGUGUUGUUUGGUGCAACCUGUUCGCCAUUUAUUUUGAAUGCAACCUUACUGAAACAUCUCAGAAAGAAUAUGAAUGUAAACGCUGCACACGUCAUUGAACGGGACUUGUACGUAGACAACGUAAUUUCCAGCUUUAAGUGCGAAAAGGAUUUACUUGAAUACUUCACAGAGGCAAGACAAUUGAUGUCCACAGCUGGGAUGAAUUUAAGGUCAUGGAUAUCAAACAGCGCAUGUCUGAGAACAGCCGCGGAAAACGAAAACGUUCCGGAUACUUGUGACGUCACCAAGGUGCUCGGGCUGAGAUGGGAUCCCAAGUUAGACACAAUAAACUUCGUAGACAAACAGAUACCAAUUUUAGAAAAAGUUACAAAGAGAACGGUUUUAAAAUUUUCAUCACAAAUAUAUGACCCGCUUGGACUUUUGAGUCCAGUUACAGUCCGAGCGAAAAUUCUCUUACAAGAAAUGUGGAAACAGAAAUAUGACUGGGACACGCCUCUUCCGUCCAGUUUACAUGCAACAUGGUCAGAAAUCGCCACAGAUCUCAACACUGUUGUUCGAGAGACGUCACUGCGCCGACAGCUCAUACAAUCUGUUGAAGGAACUGGAAGUGAUGUGAAACCGGAAAUGCACGUCUUCGUAGAUGCAAGUAACAAGGCGUAUGGCGCAGCGGUAUAUAUCUGCAACAGAAAUGAGUCAAGAUUGGUGAUAGCGAAAAGCAGAGUCACUCCUGUUAAAUCACUAUCGCUUCCACAGUUAGAAUUGAUGGCUGCUUUGAUCGGAGCGAGACUAGCUACCAACAUUCAAUUUUCCCUGCACACGACGCAUAUCACGUUUUGGUCUGACAGCCAGAUAGUCCUUCAUUGGCUCUCCACAACGAAUAAAUUGAAGAAAUUUGUAGCCAACAGAGUGUCCGAAAUAAACACGUUGACCAAUACAAACACUUGGAAAUAUUGUCCAACACACGACAACCCCGCAGACCUGCUGACACGUGGGGUAUCAGCAAACGUCUUCAUGAAGAGCAGCAUUUGGCAAACGGGGCCCGAGUGGAUCACAGACACGAGGAGGUGGCCUAUAUGGGAGACGGAACCGCUACUUGUCAACACUAUUUUAGAUGAACACGCCGGAACAGAGAUGGUGCCGAGUCACGUGAUACAUACAGAUAUAUCUACCGGGUCUCUACUUAACCUUCAGAGCGUUAUCAACAUUUCUGACUACAGUUCCUACCGAAGACUCCUGCGCGUGACAGCUCUUAGAUGCGCACAUCACACAUCUGCAUUCGGGUGUCAACGCAACUGUGACACAUAUACGACAGAAGUAUUGGAUUCCAGCGAUAAGACAGUGUGUGCAGACAGUCGUCCGGAAGUGCGUCACUUGCCGCAGAGUAGUUGGAGGAGCCUUCAGAGUCCCCGAGCCGCCGCCAUUACCGAAGAUGAGAGUUGA
This is a messenger RNA of Dreissena polymorpha, 3213 nucleotides long. RefSeq lists its product as uncharacterized. NCBI's taxonomy places the organism in Eukaryota, Metazoa, Mollusca, Bivalvia, Myida, Dreissenidae. Gene Ontology annotation, molecular function: nucleic acid binding. The transcript has 3 exons. The record is from RefSeq and is a predicted model, not a curated record. Bases 1 to 3213 code for a protein of 1070 amino acids.